CUCUCCAGAUUAUCUUGAUGCUCGGCGCGUCGUGGCCUGGAGCGGAGGGGCUCACGUUCCCACAGCAGUACACGAUAAUGCACUGGGCCCGGCGUAUCGAGCAGGAGAUUGACAGAGUCUUUCAGCACAUCACUGGAGCGCAGCAGUUGAAAGGGAUAUACAAUGAGGAGAGACGACGGUUUAGUCUGGUGAAGAAUCAGCCGCGCAAGAUUGUGGAGAAGGUGGCCUUGGAUAUCGAGAAGCUGCUGGCUAAGAAGCGCAAAGCUCUCGACAGGUUAGCCAGCGAAGCAGAGCGACUCCAACGAGAGCAUCUGUGGCAAGAUGGAAUCAAGGAGCUGGACAUGGCUUACUAUGACUCCAAGGCAGACCUGGGUUAUUACCCCGAGGACGGGGAGGGAGAGGUGGAGAACUCCUCUCGCAUCAAGCUGGAGUUUGUGUACGAUCCAAACUUCAAGAACAAUGUCAACUAUUCCUACACGGCUGUUCAGAUUCCCACUGAUAUUUACAAAGGAGCUCCAGUCAUUCUGAAUGAGCUGAACUGGACUCAAGCGCUGGAGAAAGUGUUCAUGGAGAACAGUCGAGAGGAUCCGUCUCUGCUGUGGCAGGCGUUUGGGAGUGCGACGGGAGUCACUCGCUACUAUCCAGCAACACCGUGGAAAGUCCCCGAUAAAAUUGAUCUGUAUGAUGUCAGGAGGAGGCCCUGGUACAUUCAGGGCGCCUCAUCCCCCAAAGAUAUGGUCAUCCUCGUCGACGUGAGCGGCAGUGUCAGCGGACUCACCCUGAAGCUGAUCAAAGCGUCGGUGAUGGAAAUGCUGGACACUCUGUCUGACGACGACUACGUCAACGUGGCCCGGUUCAACGAGAAGGCCGAGGCCGUGGUUCCUUGCUUCAAACAUCUGGUCCAGGCCAACGUGCGCAACAAGAAGAUCUUCAAGGAUGCAGUGCAGCAGAUGCAGGCCAAAGGCACCACCGACUACAAGUCUGGCUUUCAUUUCGCCUUCAAUCAGCUGUUAAACACAAACGUCCCCCGGGCGAACUGCAAUAAAAUAAUCAUGCUGUUCACCGACGGAGGCGAGGACAGAGCUCAGGAUGUCUUCAUGCAAUACAACUGGCCCAACAAAACGGUUCGAGUAUUUACCUUUUCUGUAGGUCAACACAACUACGAUGUCACACCUUUGCAGUGGAUCGCCUGCACGAAUAAGGGUUACUAUUUUGAGAUCCGUUCCAUCUGUGCUAUAAGGAUUAACACCCAGGAGUACCUCGACGUGCUGGGACGCCCCAUGGUUCUGACAGGCAGCGAUGCCAAGCAGGUUCAGUGGACCAAUGUGUACCAGGAUGCUUUGGGUCUUGGCAUGGUCGUCACCGGGACGCUGCCUGUGUUCAAUCUCACCAUGGAUGGAAACUCACAGGUAACUACACGGAAUCAGUUGAUAUUAGGUGUCAUGGGAGUCGACGUGCAUCUGGAUGAGAUAAAGCGACUCACACCCCGCUACAAUCUCGGAGCCAACGGGUACAUAUUCGCCAUCGAUCCGAACGGAUACCUGCUGCUUCAUCCCAAUCUUCAGCCAAAGCUUGUGAACCUUCCUGAACCCGUGACGCUGGACUUUCUGGAUGCAGAGGUGGAGGACAGCAACAAAGAGGAGAUUCGCCGCCAGAUGAUUGACGGGAGACCAGGUGAAAUGCAGGUUAAGACUCUUAUCAAGUCCAUAGACGAGUCAUACAUUGAUGAGGUGUUCAGGGGUUACACAUGGACUCCCAUCAAUGGCACAGAUUACAGUCUGGGCCUGGUAUUACCUCCCUACAACGAGUACUACAUCCAGGCAGACCUGAGUGAUGUGAUGCUGCAGCUCCAGUAUAUGCAGUCGCUGCUGCCCAGUUCCUUUGAAUCAUCGGGACACGUGUUUCUGGCUCCAAGGGAAUAUUGCAAGCGCCUGCAGCUUUCUGACAACAACACACAGUUUUUGCAGAACUUUCUGUCCCUCAUGCUGGACAUCUCUCCAGAAUCUGAUGAGUGUGAUCAAGGCCUCAUCCACAACCUGAUUUUGGAUUCUCGGAUUAUCGGGCAGCUCGCCUCUCGUGUAUGGAAGAACAAGGACCUGAAUUCGUACGGCUUCCUGGCUGUGUUUGCAUCCACAGAUGGAGGAAUAACGCGAGUUUUUCCCAACAUAGCUGCAGAGUUGUGGGAUGAAGAUCCUGAACCGUUCAAUUCGAAUUUCUACAGACGGAGCCUCGACAACAGAGGCUACAUGUUCAGGCCUCCGCUUAGAUCCACUCUGGACGACCCCGUGGGAGCAGAAAACGGCACCGUCGGUAUUCUGGUCAGCUCAGCUGUGGAGGUUAACUUAGGAGGCAAACUGCUCAAACCUGCAGUGGUUGGAGUGAAGCUGGACCUGGAGGCCUGGGUGGACAAGUUCAAAAUCCUGGCCAGCAACGUGUCAGACAGCCGACAGGGUUCACACAAGUGUGGACCGUCCAGAAGCUGUGAGAUGGACUGUGAAGUCAACACAGAUGACCUCCUCUGCUAUCUCAUCGACGACGGUGGGUUCCUGGUUAUGUCCAAUCAGAGAGAUCACUGGAAGAAGAUCGGUCUUUUCUUCGGCGACGUGGACCCCUACCUGAUGCACGCUCUCUACAACAACUCCAUCUUCUCUCGGCGACAGUCUUUCCAAUACCAGUCUGCAUGUGAGCCGGUCAGCAGCAGCCACACCGGAGCAGCACCCAGAGGCAUCUUCGUGCCGUCCGUCGCUGACAUGUUGAACGUGGCCUGGUGGACGUCCACGGUGGCGUGGUCUGUGAUGCAGCAGCUUCUGUAUGGCCUGGCCUCCAACAGCUGGCUCUACCAAGGUGACGUCCUAGUUGAAGGUUUUGAGACAAAAGAAAGCAGCUGCGUGAACAUCCAGAGCCAGUUUUACUUCACAAACACCACAAACUCCUACAACGUGCUGCAGGACUGUGGAAACUGCUCGCGGCUGUUCCACGCCAAGCGGAUAGAAAACACCAACCUGCUCUUUGUGGUCGCCGAGACGCUGCCCUGCAGCUCCUGUGAGAUAGAGAGACUGACCCAGCGUGCAGUUCAGGAGGAAAAUCCAUGUGAAGUACUGAGCAAUGCACGGUAUCGUAAAGGCCCGACGUCCUGCUUUGACUACAGUGCCUUAGAAAACACGUCAGAGUGUGGACGGGGUCAUUCUCUGCAGUCCUCUAUAGGAGUCCUUCUCUUCAUUCAGCUCCUUCUGCCUCUCUUUCAUCUCUUACAGACGCUCUGACAUUUUUCAUCUCUUUGGGUUUAGGCUCGGAUCUACUGAAGGUCAGAU
Molecule: messenger RNA, 3311 nt
Organism: Stegastes partitus (bicolor damselfish)
Lineage: Eukaryota; Metazoa; Chordata; Actinopteri; Pomacentridae
Product: voltage-dependent calcium channel subunit alpha-2/delta-2-like
Exons: 38
Coding region: 18-3263 (1081 amino acids)
Cellular component (GO): voltage-gated calcium channel complex
Molecular function (GO): voltage-gated calcium channel activity
Source: RefSeq, a predicted model, not a curated record